Messenger RNA from Spodoptera littoralis (African cotton leafworm), 954 nucleotides. NCBI's taxonomy places the organism in Eukaryota, Metazoa, Arthropoda, Insecta, Lepidoptera, Noctuidae. The record is from the annotation of a GenBank genome assembly.
AUGAUCUUGUGGAGUGCUUUUUUCAUAUUCUUGUGUGUUAUCGUAAAACUUAUAAAGCAAGUCAAUACAAUGGUCCGAUUUACGGACCUCUGUAAGAAAUUUGGACAAGUAUUCAUCCCUGCGAAAUAUGAUCCUGAUACACAGAAUUCUUAUUUACUAUACACAAGAAAAAAUCCAACAGAGUGUCAAACUCUUUUACUGGGAAAUGAGAAGUUAUUAGAAGCUUCUAACUUCAAUCCGAAUCACAGGACAGCUGUUCUUCUCCACGGAUGGAUUGAUCACCCUGAUGGUAGAUUCAGCAAGAUUGUUCGAUCUGCAUUUUUAGAAGCAGAUGAUAUGAACGUUAUAGUCGUGGACUGGAAGGACGGUGCGGAUAUAGCCAAUUACUUUACUGGGAUCAAAAACACUGUGAAGUCUGGGGAAGGAGUGGCACGAUUCAUAGCGUGGCUGAAUCACAUGACAGGCGCUGAUCUCUCACUUUAUCACAUAGUUGGAUACAGUAUGGGCGGUCACCAAGCAGGAGUCGUGGGCAGGAACCUCGACGGCAAAGUUGGAUACAUUACAGGUCUAGAUCCAGCUGGACCAUUUUGGAGAUUCAACAAGCAUAAACUAAAAAAGACGGAUGCUCAGUACACAGAAGUGAUACACACGCACCGAUGGCUGGGCUACUUCGCACCACUAGGACAUGUGGAUUUCUACCCCAACAGUGGAGUGUGGAACACUUGCAAAUGCUGGACGGUUAUAUGUACACAUGAUAGGUGUUUCAAAUACUUUGCGGAAUCUCUGCGUUCGGGAGGGUUCACAGGCAGAAGGUGCAGGAACCUCCGCGACGCUAAACUAGGACGAAGUACAUUACCUGAAACACUGAAAAUGGGAGGUGUUAUACCUAAAACAGGAAGAACGGGUAUCUACUAUAUGCAGACUAAUGAAACUCCACCAUUCUCUCGAGGUUAA